Messenger RNA from Brassica rapa (field mustard), 1841 nucleotides. Its product is annotated as IRK-interacting protein. The record is from RefSeq and is a predicted model, not a curated record. Lineage: Eukaryota; Viridiplantae; Streptophyta; Magnoliopsida; Brassicales; Brassicaceae.
UUAUUUUUAGCUUGAACUAAGAUGGAAUCAAAUUUAACAUUUGAGCCAAGCUGGCACAAAAUAAAAAAGAAACAAGGUGAUCAUUCUACUAUAAUUCUAGCACCUCUUUUUAUUAGAUUGCAAAUAGACUUGAUAAUAACAUUAUCAUGAAAUAGUGUGUGUACAUAUAAAAGUGAGAUAUUAAAAGCAAACAAAAGAGAGAGCAAAGCGGAAAAAAAGAAAUGGCUCCAUCAUCUUCAUCUUCUCCUUCCAAAUCUCCUGUUCUAUCUCUUCACCAAGCCCUCCACUUCACUCCUAUUCCUGAAUGCGAAGAAGAGGACCUCCACGAAGAACGAUACAAAAACAAAGCAACACCAAGCAGCAACGGUGGUUCUUCCGCCACUCCAAGCCGCCACCACAAACACACUCUAACGCCUCUCCACCACAACGGAAAACCCAAAAACAAAAAACGACACGACGACAACAACGACGAAGACGGAGGAGGCUCCGUCUCCUGCAACAACUGUCGUCCCCACCAUUCUCACCGCGAAAAAUUCUCCGUCGUGCCUCUCGAAAGCCACAACAACAACCCUUCCUUCAUCUAUAGCCCCAACCUCAUAAUCAAAUCCAUCUUCCAAUCCCUCACACGUAAAAGCCCCAAGCUAUCUUCCUCCUCAUCCUCCACAACCGACGCUUCCAGAGAAGAGCAGUGGCGGUUAGCCGCGGCGGAGCUUUCUCAUAAACUGAUACAAGCCACGAAGAAGAAAGAAGACGCUGUCGCAGAAGCUUCAAAGUUGAAAGCUUCCAUGUCAGAGCUCGAGAAGAAACUCAACAAGCUCGAGGUUUACUGCCACAACCUCAAGUCAGGCCUCGACGAGUGCAGCAGCAACAAGAAACAGAGCACGAAACAGAGUGCUCUGUUUAACAACAAGAAACAGAGUACUCUGUUUCAAAAAGAUGGAAUCAACGACAAGAUCAUCCAGCAGUUCCUCGUCUCAGUGUCGGAAUCUCGAACUUCGAUCAGAGCCUUGAGCAGAGCUCUGGCCUCGCAGCUGAGAACCGUCGGUGGAAAAGUCUACGAGCGACUCUCUCUCCUCCUCCAGCCUUUCGAUGUAAAGAUCAACUCGAAAAGUCUGAUCCUUUACCUCGAAGCGAUUCUGAGCAGAGCCUUCUUCGAGGACUUCGAAGCUCCCGGGUUUCAGAGAACCGGGUCGACCCGGAUUUUGAACCCGAUUGAUCGCUGCGAGUCCAACUACGCCUCGUUCAACGUCUUGACGGAGCUCAAGUGGGACGAGGUCUUGAGCAGAGGGACGAAGCAUUUCUCCGAGGAGUUUAGCCAGUUCUGUGACCGGAAAAUGAGCGACGUCGUUUCGAUGCUUUCUUGGAACCGGGCCUGGCCUGAACCGCUUUUACAGGCGUUCUUUGGUGCUUCCAAGAGUGUUUGGUUGGUUCAUCUAUUAGCUAACUCGGUGAACCCGGGGUUGCAAAUCUUUCGCGUGGAGAAAGACGACCGGUUUGAUCCGAUUUACAUGGAGGAAACAGGUGGUGACCGGUUUAAGGAUUUGGUUCGAGCUAUGGUUCAACCUGGAUUUUAUGUCUAUGGUAGUGUGGUUAAGUGCAAGGUGGUUUGCAAGCAUUACAGCAGCGUCGAGGAGGAAGUAGUAGAAGACAGUAUGGUCAAGGAAUGUAAUAAGAGUUUGAUUAGCAUUUGUAGCCCAUUAGGUGGUUAAUUACAUUAAUCAAGGAGUUAUAAAUUGGUUUUGUGAGGAUGUAAUUAAAAAUCUGGAAUUAUUUUGAAUUAGAAUAUUUUAACUGGUAAUGAUGCUACAUUGAAUUGCAUAAUAAUAAUCAGCUUGUGAACA